UUCAGCGCGAUGCCCAAAUCCAAGCGUGACAAGAAAGUCUCCUUAACCAAAACUGCCAAUAAAGGCUUGGAAUUGAAACAAAACCUGAUGGAAGAGCUUCGGAAAUGUGUGGACACCUACAAGUACCUUUUCGUCUUCUCUGUGGCCAACAUGAGGAACAGCAAGCUGAAGGACAUCCAGAACGCCUGGAAGCACAGCCGGAUGUUCUUUGGCAAAAACAAGGCGAUGAUGGUGGCCUUGGGUCGGAGCCCAUCUGAUGAGUACAAAGACAACCUGCACCAGGUCAGCAAAAGGUUGAGGGGUGAGAUGGGUUUCCUGUUCAUCAACCGCACAAAGGAGGAGGUGAAUGAGUGGUUCACGAAAUACACAGAAAUGGACAACACCCGAGCUGGUAACAAAGCAGCUUUCACUGUAAGCCUGGACCCAGGGCCUCUGGAGCAGUUCCCCCACUCCAUGCAGUCACAGCUCAGGCAACUGGGCCUGCCCACCACCCUCAAGAGAGGUGUGGUGACUCUGCUAUCUGACUACGAGGUAUGCAAGGAGGGCGACGUGCUGACCCCAGAGCAGGCUCGCGUCCUGAAGCUUUUUGGGUACGAGAUGGCUGAAUUCAAGAUGGCUGACCAUCAAACACAUGUGGGAUUCGCAGUUGGGAAGGUUCCAGCACAUGGGAGACGACUUGCCAGAGAGCGCAUCCGAGUCCGCAGAAAAGUCAGACUCAGAAGACGAUGACUGAAAGGGACUCAGGACUGAAGGUCUCCUGAAACCUUCUGGGUCUCACUGGACCAUGCAGGACUGCUGCCGCCCGUCUGGAGAGAGCAGCUUUUUAUUUGUAGACAAGGAAAGUGAUGGGCACUGACUUCCUCUAAAGAAUAAAACUC
Chlorocebus sabaeus (green monkey) is the source of this 878-nucleotide messenger RNA. The record is from RefSeq and is a predicted model, not a curated record. NCBI's taxonomy places the organism in Eukaryota, Metazoa, Chordata, Mammalia, Primates, Cercopithecidae.